This is a messenger RNA of Hypomesus transpacificus, 1647 nucleotides long. RefSeq names its product G protein-coupled receptor 137c (gene gpr137c). The transcript has 7 exons. The coding region runs from base 319 to 1593 and encodes 424 amino acids. Gene Ontology annotation, cellular component: lysosomal membrane. Lineage: Eukaryota; Metazoa; Chordata; Actinopteri; Osmeriformes; Osmeridae. Gene Ontology annotation, biological process: positive regulation of TORC1 signaling. The record is from RefSeq and is a predicted model, not a curated record.
UCUAAGUUGUUUUUUGCUCAGAGAGAAGCUGCUUUGCAGAGAUUGGGGGUUCUCUCUGGAGGUUUUUUCUUGUUUGUCUGUUGUUAUACCUGGCUUGUGCAGUUAUUUGUGGUUUUGUGAACCCACAAAUUAGUUAUUUAGUUAGUAUAGUUGUUUUUAGAAAAAGAUAGCGAGAGCAUGGUAUAUUUUAAUGGACUAUUUUGUUUUUUUGAACCAGUUCGUGGGGGAAAUACAUGAAAAGUUUGACCCCAUUAUUGUAUUUUGGCAGUAGCGAUAUAGUGAAAUAGAUUACUUAAUUGUUACACUGAAUAUUUCGCUAUGUUGUUAUUAGAAAACCAGGUCAGUCUUAGUGUCUUCACCUCUGUUACGGACUCAUCCGACGAACCAAUUCAAGCUGCGGUUCCUCCGUCCGUAGAGCUCGGGCUCACCAUUGUGUAUACGAUCCUGUACUCGCUCCUUUUUGUGUUUGUUUACUUGCAACUUUGGCUGAUUUUGCACUACGGACACAAGCGCUUCAGCUACCAGAGUGUCUUUCUAUUUCUCUGUUUGCUGUGGUCGGCGCUAAGGACUACAUUAUUUUCAUUCUACUUCAAGAACGUUGUUCAAGCAAACCAGUUGCAGCCGUUGCCUUACUGGCUUCUGUACUGUUUCCCCAUAUGCCUGCAAUUCUUCACGCUAUGUUUGCUGAAUCUUUACUUUGCACAGGUCAUGUUUAAAGCCAAAGCGAAAUAUUCACCAGAACUCAACAAAUACAAAGUGCCCAUGCGCCUGGCCUUCCUCAUCGCCAGCUUCUUCUUCCUGGUGGUGAACGUGACGUGUGCCAUGCUGGUGCAGGGGGGCGAGGGGGGCGAGGUGGAGGUGAGGCGGGCGGUGCUGGCGCGGGUCCUGGUUAACGACAGCCUCUUCGUCCUCUGUGCCGUCUCUCUCGCCGUCUGCAUCUUCAAGAUCGCCAAGAUGUCUUCUGCCAACGUCUACCUGGAGUCCAAGGGAACGUCCGUGUGCCAGGCCACAGCCAUCGGUGCAGCGGUCAUCUUGCUCUACACCUCCAGGGCCUGCUACAACCUGGUGGUGGUGGCUCUGGCCCCUGAGGACAGGCCCAGCCCCUUCAACUACGGCUGGUACAACAUCUCUGACCAGGCAGAUGUGGAGAAAAUUAGGGGAGAAGCGUACAUCAUCUUUGGCAUCAUCCUGUUCUUUUGGGAGCUGCUUCCUACCAGCCUGGUGGUGGUCUUCUUCAGGGUCCAGAGGCCCAACCAGAACCUGGCUCCAGGAGGAAUGAUCAACAGCCACAGCUUCAGUUCCAGGGCCUACUUCUUCGACAACCCGCGGAGGUACGACAGCGAUGACGACCUCUCCCGGAGUGCCAUCACCCGGGCGGAGCGCGGCAGCAGUGUCCUGUCCUCCACGCCCCAGCUAGGCCCCAGCUGGUACGGCUCCAUCCAGAGGAACGGCAGUCUGACGGGGGUUCCCCACCUCCUGGGUGGCCCCCAGGCCUCCACUGCUCCUCUCCUGCUGGCCUACGGAAACAUCCAGACCAACCACCACAACUACUACUCCACCCCUCAGAAUCACUACUGCACCCCUCAGAUCUAACCCAACACCCCGCACCCCCGUCCCACUCCACCCGACUGACCCCCCCCCCCCCCC